Penicilliopsis zonata CBS 506.65 is the source of this 1994-nucleotide messenger RNA. RefSeq lists its product as hypothetical. Gene Ontology annotation, cellular component: endoplasmic reticulum. The coding region runs from base 162 to 1736 and encodes 524 amino acids. NCBI's taxonomy places the organism in Eukaryota, Fungi, Ascomycota, Eurotiomycetes, Eurotiales, Aspergillaceae. The record is from RefSeq and is a predicted model, not a curated record. Gene Ontology annotation, molecular function: misfolded protein binding; protein-folding chaperone binding. Gene Ontology annotation, biological process: protein folding in endoplasmic reticulum. The transcript has 2 exons.
AGUGACUUUACCUACGAAAUCUGUAUCAUCACUUGCAGGCUUACCUGAGUAUUCUCCCGGACUUGAUUUCAAAAUCUACCUGUCAUAUUAACACAACACUCCCUUAUGGUUUUUUAGAGUGCUCCUCCCAGAUAGUGCCUUGAAGGCCAUCAGUCUUGACGAUGUAUAUCCCAUUGGGGUCUUUUACUGUUCUACUUGCUUGUUUUGGAGGUAGCUAUGGAUUAUCAUCCUCACAGAUACCUCCAGAUACGCCACUUUCCUCUUUGAUCACUUCUGCAAAAAGCCACCUCGCAAACGGCUCGCCUCGUGAAGCUCUAUUGUUCUUCAAUGCUGCUGUUGACCGAGACCCCACAAACUAUAUUACUCUCUUUCAACGAGGCGCAGCGUAUCUAUCUCUCGGAAAGAAUUCCCAGGCUACCGAAGACUUUGAUCGGGUCCUGAAACUUAAGCCCGACUUUGAAAAUGCACUGCUCCAACGAUCCCGUUUGAGGGCUAGAUCUGCUGAUUGGGAUGGAGCAAUGAGCGACUUGGAAAAGAUGGGUAAACGCUCGUCUCCAGAGUACCAAGAACUUGAAGAAGCGCGAAAUGCCGCUUCACAGGCUCAAACAGCCGAAGCGCGCAACGAUUGGGAGACUUGUGUGUCGCAAGCAGGUCAGGCGAUCAUGAAAGCGAGUUCGUCAUUUCCCUUGCGACAAACUCGGGCACAUUGCAGGCUCGAGCGGGGGGAGAUUGAGGAAGGUAUCAGCGACUUAGUCCACGUCCUACAGCUUUCUCCUGGCUCGAUUGAACCCCACCUGCAAAUUUCCUCGAUGUUGUUCUACUCAUUGGGUGACAGUGAGCGUGGCCUGGCUCAGAUACGGAAGUGUUUGCACUCGGAUCCCGAUUCCAAAUCCUGCAACAGUCUCUAUAAGAGGGAGAGACAAGUUUCUAAACAGCUGGAGAAAGUGCAGGCAUUCUUACUUGAAAAGAAGUUUACUAAUGCCCAGGGUCUCUUGGUUGGAUCUGCUGAAGAAACCGGUCUGAUAGAUAAUAUAAAGGAGGAUAUUCAGCAGGCUAGAGCAUCUAGUUAUAUUCACCCCGCAGCACCUAAUAAUCUUUAUGUUUCUAUAAUUGAAAUGGCUUGUGAGGCAUAUCAUGAGAGUGGUAUGCUAAAGAAAGGACGGCCGUACUGCCUCGAAUCCAUCGAACUCAAACCUCACUCUCUUCAUGGUCUUCUAUUCCAGGCUCAAGUUGCGGUUGAUGAAGAUAGAUUUGAAGAUGCUAUUAGAACACUUAAUGACGCCAAGGAACACCAUCCUGGUUCAGCAAAGGUCCAAACCCUUCUACAAAAAGCCCAUACCUUGUUGAAACGCUCUCAGCAAAAGGACUAUUAUAAGGUCCUAGGUGUCAGUCGUGAUGCUGAUGAGCGGACAAUCAAACGUGCCUACCGCCAACUCACAAAAAUCCAUCACCCAGACAAAGCGAUUUCUCAAGGGGUCACCAAAGAGGAGGCAGAAAAGAAGAUGGCUGCAAUUAAUGAGGCCUAUGAGGUUCUUUCGGAUCCAGAGUUAAAACAGCGCUAUGACAAUGGUGAUGAUCCAAAUGAUUCGAGCUCACAAAGAGCGAAUCCCUUCCAGGGAAGUCCAUUUGGUCACGGGGGCGGGCAGCAAUUCUUCUUCCAGCAGGGUGGAGGGGGCCAGCAGUUCAAAUUUUCGAGCAAUGGUUUCAAUUUCCCUGGUGGAUUUCCUUUCCGUUGAUUUUGCGAAUUUUGAAAUGCGUCAAUAAGAGUUUUCUGUACAUUUAAUCCGGCUUGGUAUUGGCAUUCGCUGCAACCACAUUACUAUUCUUAAGAAUUCUAAGGAGUUAUUGAUGAAGCAUCUUCCAAAUCAGAGAUAUAUGUUUUACCUUAAUUGUGAUAUUGUUUGCCUCACAAAAAAAGAGAAUUGUAUUUUCCUUUUGCCAGCUAAAGCUUUCUUUAUAGAUAGUACCAUCCUUUUUAUGGGGAUUAGAAGGGC